Molecule: messenger RNA, 454 nt
Organism: Perkinsus marinus ATCC 50983
Lineage: Eukaryota; Perkinsozoa; Perkinsida; Perkinsidae
Product: replication factor C3, putative
Exons: 4
Biological process (GO): DNA replication
Molecular function (GO): DNA binding
Source: RefSeq, a predicted model, not a curated record
AUGCGAAGGUGUAAAGAUAUCAGAAGAUGGUAUGUUGGCACUAUUGAGGACCGGGGAGGGGGACAUGAGGAAGGUCCUUAAUACCCUCCAAAGCUGUACACUCAGCUACCCUUCUCAUACAGUCGAUGCCAAUAUUAUACAUAAAGUAGCGGGGCUACCUGAGACCUCAACUAUCGAUAGGUUAGAAGCGGUAUUGUGUCAAAAGCCGCUGAGGGAAGGGAUGAUGGUGAUAGAGGAGCUGCGGGUGAAACAUGGUUACAGCGUGGCAGACCUCCUACGUGAGAUCCACGACCGUAUGGUGACUGUUGACAUGCCUCCGAGGGCGCGCAACCUCCUCUUCAGGGAUCUUGCUGAGAUCGAAUACCGCCUAAGUAGUGGGUGCAGCGAGAAGGUCCAGGGGGCCGCUCUGGUGGGCUCCUUCCACGAAAUUCGAGAGAUGAUGGUUGCCAAGUAG